AUGACAGCCCAAUUUGAAGCGGCGGAGGCUCGCAACAAGCUGGAGGAUCUCUCUGGAAUUCAGCUUGAGCCGGGCGAGAACCCAUACAACGCCCUCAUCAAAGCCUGCAAUGAUGAUCCGGCUGAGGUCCAAACUCUGUACUCUGUCCACCGGACAAAGAGGAACGGCCAGCAAGCGGAGAAGUUUUUGUCCUCUGAUUUCAAGGAACUGGUUAUUGACCAGACCCUCCUGCGGCUUGAAGAUCCGACUGUAGAGCCGGGAUUUCGUGACAAUAGGAACUGUUUGGUCAUCUGGGCCAGACCCCCAGACCACGUUAUCCGCUUAGCCUCCAAGGUCAAUGAGUUGCUCAAGAAAGCCGCACCUAGUGUCUGGCUUAUGCCUUCACAUAGGAUGCAUUUGACAACCCUCGAGGUUGCAUUUUCCAAAACACCCCAGGAGAUUGCUGCCAUUGUAACGACUCUAAGACCAGCUAUCCCUGACAUUGUGAACUACCCAUAUCGUCACAGAUCUCGCCUUGUCAAGCCUAUGGUUUCGUAUGAUUUGUCUGCUUUUGCCCUCUCAUUUCUUCCCGCGUCAGGUGAAGCAGCACUAUCCCCUCCUCUCACUGAGCCUGUUAUUACAGAGGGGAUCACACAGGGAGACGAUUACACAUAUCACCAUCUGCGUCGCGACGUGUACGACAAGGUACAGGAAAGCGGCGUCGUUGUUGGGUCAAGAUAUCAAGUUCCCAGUGCGCACAUCACACUUGGACGCUAUCUGAAUCACGAUGAUCAUGACACGCCAGAGAAGAGGGCAGCCUGGGUUAAGGCCAUCGAUGAGGUCAAUGCAUGGCUAGAGAAGGAGGUCUGGGAUAGUCCUGACUCCGAGUAUAAUGCUGGUGAGUGGCUAGUCGGCCACGAGAGAGGACUGGAUGCACGAAAUGGCACACUGUGGUAUGGAGGCGGCAAGACUAUAAUGCUGGGCGAAGGAUUUUAG
Messenger RNA from Fusarium subglutinans, 975 nucleotides. Its product is annotated as ureidoglycolate hydrolase. Lineage: Eukaryota; Fungi; Ascomycota; Sordariomycetes; Hypocreales; Nectriaceae. Bases 1 to 975 code for a protein of 324 amino acids. The record is from RefSeq and is a predicted model, not a curated record. The transcript has 3 exons.